Molecule: messenger RNA, 3233 nt
Organism: Amyelois transitella
Lineage: Eukaryota; Metazoa; Arthropoda; Insecta; Lepidoptera; Pyralidae
Gene: PAN2
Product: PAN2-PAN3 deadenylation complex catalytic subunit PAN2
Exons: 22
Coding region: 128-3061 (977 amino acids)
Biological process (GO): nuclear-transcribed mRNA poly(A) tail shortening
Cellular component (GO): PAN complex; P-body
Molecular function (GO): protein binding
Source: RefSeq, a predicted model, not a curated record
AAAGCACAAACUAGUUUUUGUUUAUUUGAAAUUAUCUUUUAAUUGAUAUCAACCCGUAGUGGUUCGCCGAUUUCCAGGACAAAACCCUUGCUAUAAAUGGAAUAUUAAAUGUAUUAUUUCAUGUACAAUGGAGUAUCACUAUCCAGAUCUUUGUAUGCCCACAGAUCACCUUCUGACUGAUCCUUAUGCCGCAGAGUAUACUCCACAAUACCUUCUACCAACACAGGAGGCUGAAUAUGGGGUCCGUAGUAGUGUGCUGGUGGACGGAGGGGAUAGAUUUGGUGUCUCUGCAGUGGUGUUUGAUAAAUAUGAAGAGCUGACUUGGAUGGGAAAUCAAGGUGGUCAUGUAACAUCAUACUAUGGUCCGAAUAUGCAGAAAUAUACUUCAUUCCAAGUUCAUGAAUCUGAGGAAGUGAGGGACAUACUAACAGUUGAACAAGGAAUCUAUGCUUUAACUAAGACAACACUUCGCCAUCAAAUAAGAAGAGGCAUUCCAAAGCAUACAUUCAGGUCACAAAACAUGACUGAUAUGCAAUGUUUAUACCAAGCUAGUCCUACGAAGCUGAUGAUGGGUGGCCAUCAAGAGAAGCUGAUUGAUUUGGAUCUCACUAAGAUGAUGGAAACAGUUCUUCCGAUACAGGCAGAAGGCUGUGCUGUCUUAAGAAGUGGGGGUGGUUCUCUGGUCGCUUGUGGGAGCGCAAGCGGUAUGGUAGCCCUACGGGAUCUCAGGACUCCGCAGGCAUCAGAACAAGUGUUCAGGGCUCACACCGCUUGCUUAUCGGACCUCGAUAUGCAGGGAGACUUGCUUAUUACAUGUGGAUUCACUCAGUCUGUGAACGGCGUAGCAGUAGCAGAACCAUACGUUGUAGUAUGGGACGUUCGUUGUCUACGCGGGAGUAACAAAAACGUAGAAGGGGCGUGGUCCAUACAAACCGCAUCGCCGCCACUUCUGUUACAUUUCUUGCCUGCGUUCUCUGGGCGAGCCGUGGCCUUGUCUGGGGACGGGCAUGUGGCUUUGUUACAUGUUAAUGCGCCUAAUGAGGACCAGUCGGUGUUUCAAGUGGAAACCCACAGUUCUCUCUGCAGCGUGAUGGACGUGUCAUCAACGAGUCAAGCCCUGGUUUUCGGAGACCAGGCCGGGCAUCUACAUUUGUUCUCCCCGCAGCAUAACCAUGAACCGGUGUUUAAUAAUUUUUCCAGAGCAACAGAGUUCGCCGAUCAAGUGGUGGGUUUGCCGUACGUUAGUUUCAACGAAACGACAUUCCAGUACUCUUCUGUUCCAUUGCCGCCAUUGGCGUCUGGUAAUAAAUGGUUCAAUGCCUUGCCUGAAGAGUUCUUCAAGAAAGUAUUCAGGAAACCAAAACCGAUAGACGCCGAAGUCCUCAAGUCUAUGAAAAUGCAAGGUCCAAUAGGAUACGCCCCUAACCCGAGAACGUCCAAACGCAAUCAGGUGCCGUAUAUAGAGGACAAUCUAGAAGAUUUGGCGGCCGCUAGGCAGAAUGAGAAUAAGUUUUUGACGCAGCCUGUGCCGAAGCAUUAUCAGAAGUUGGACCUACGCUAUAACAAACACGGAACAAACGAUGAUCUAGAACUGUACAACAAGACUGGCCUUCCGGGUAUCGAAUCCACGCUCCCUAAUUCGUACUGCAAUGCAAUGCUUCAGGUAUUGUAUUACACCACUCCAGUUAAAGUGACGUUAUUAGCACAUUCGUGUGCCAAAGAGUUUUGUCUCAGUUGCCAAUUAGGUUACCUGUUCAGAAUGCUCGACACAUCUGGUGGCACUCCUUGUCAAGCGAGCAAUUUUCUACGAGCGUUCCGCACUAUACCCGAAGCCGCCGCGCUGGGACUCAUACUGCCGGACAGAGGCGCUGAUACCAGAGUCGACUUAGUGGCGCUAGUUCAGAGUUGGAACCGCUUCAUCCUACACCAAAUCCACUACGAAAUACUUGAAACGAGAAAGAAAGAGAAGGUAUUAUUGGCUCAGAAUGCUAACAGCCCGCCGAAAACCCGUAUCGUGCCUAAACUUAGAGGCGUGUGUACCAACGGUCAGUACGACGAGUAUCAAUAUACGGAAUUGGAGUUUUUGGGGCCUACAACGGAGUUUGAUCAAGAGGAGAGAGAAGAUGGUUGGACUGCAAACAGAGAAGCGGAAGUGGUAGGAGAGAACGAGACAAACAACGAGAACCUCGAGCUGACCAAUGAGAAACAAUCAGAACGAGAGGAAACGGAAAUCUCGCAACUGUUCGCUAUUGGUCGACACCAACUGAAUAGGUGCCUCAAAUGUAACAAGGAGGAAGAAAGAGAAUCGGUAGUGCUCGCCUGCGCUCUACAAUAUCCCAGCGGGGCUCCGCGAGAGAACGAGCCUCGCGGGGGCUUCGUGGAGCUGGUUCGGGCUUCGCUGGCGGCGCGGCGGAGCACCCCGGCCUGGUGCGAGCAAUGCGGCAGGUUCACGCCCACCACGCAACGGGGGAGGAUUGUUAGAUUACCCCCGAUUUUAGCUAUAAACUGUGGUGGUGUGACGGCGCACGAGAAGGCAUUCUGGGCUAAAGGGGCGCAAAAGGAUGUGCCAGAAGUGAAAAGGGGGGGUAGUGGUAAGCCGUGUCGUUACGGAUUGCACUGUGCCCGACUCGGUUGCAGGUUCAAACAUCCUGACAGGCCGAACCAGAGUGCAUCAAAACAAAAUCAAGACUCCGUGCUGCCGCAUCAGUUGCUGAUAAGAUUGCAGUCUGAUGGCGACGUAAUAAUCAAUGAUAAGGCUGAACAAUCACCAACGGAACCUGUCACUCCCAAUUCCCGUUUAGAGAAACAUAAGAGGAAAGUGACGACACAAUCGGAGGAGCAGUACACGUUGUUCGCGGCCGUGGCGGCGGUAGAGGACAACCCUAAGAACCUGGUGGCCUACAUCCAGACCGGCCGCGGGGGGCAGCACUGGCACAUGUUCAACGAUCUGUGCAUAGUGCCAGUUAGUCCGGACGAGGUGACGCAGUACAGCGCUUGGUGGAAGUCGCCCUGCGUCCUGUUCUACUCGACGCCGAGCGUGCAGUUCCACGACACGUCAUAGCCGAUGUUGUAUGGGCCCUAUAGUGACGGAACUAUGGUCCCAUACGAGAUGAACGGAAUGUACUACCCCCAAACGAGGGAAGAACAUUAUAAUUAUAUACAAUAAGGUUUUACUAAUUAAAUGCUGUUCCUAGAUUUUUAAUGGCGAAAUGAUUUUAAAAUAUUUUGUAUAC